This is a messenger RNA of Protopterus annectens (West African lungfish), 1199 nucleotides long. RefSeq names its product vomeronasal type-2 receptor 26-like. Gene Ontology annotation, molecular function: G protein-coupled receptor activity. Bases 1 to 1074 code for a protein of 357 amino acids. Gene Ontology annotation, cellular component: membrane. The record is from RefSeq and is a predicted model, not a curated record. Gene Ontology annotation, biological process: G protein-coupled receptor signaling pathway. NCBI's taxonomy places the organism in Eukaryota, Metazoa, Chordata, Ceratodontiformes, Protopteridae. The transcript has 3 exons.
AUGCAGGCCUUUAUAGUAAACAAAAGGAGCAGAGAUGAGCAAGAGAAGAGAGUGCAAAGUCAGAAAACUUCCAGUGAUACGGGUACAGACUAUCCAGAUUACAGUAAGGACAGGGAUGUAGAUAUAGAUCGCACCCCCAAAGAAGAGAAGAUGCACAAAUUUUCAGCCAAGUUGGACUCUUUGGACUGUUGGAAAUGCCCAGAAGAUCAAUGGCCUAAUGAAAGACAUGAUGCCUGCAUCCCAAAAGUGAUUGAGUUCCUAACAUAUGAGGAGCCCUUGGGUACAACUCUUUCCGCUGCUGCUCUGUUCAUGACUCUGUUAAAUGCUUCAGUUCUGGGGAUUUUCAUUAAACACAGAGACACACCAAUAGUCAAAGCCAACAAUCGUGAACUCAGUUACCUGCUUCUUCUUGGGCUCAUGCUGUGUUUUCUCUGUGCCUUAAUAUUUAUUGGAAAUCCAACAUCAGUGACAUGCAUACUUCGGCAAACCAUAUUUGGGAUAAUUUUUUCCAUUAGUGUCUCUUUGGUUUUGGCAAAAACUAUCAUUGUGGUUAUUGCUUUCAAAGCAGCAAGACCUGACAGUAAACUGCAAAGACUGCUGGCACCAGCUGUACCAAAAUUAGUAGUCUGUAUAUCUUCCACUGGGCAAUGUAUUAUAUGUGCUGUUUGGAUGUUAUGCAACCCUCCUUUUGUAGAGUACAAUACAAAAUAUUCAGAUGGGAAAAUAAUAAUUCAGUGCAAUGAACACAAUGUGGCAUUUUUCUAUUGCAUGCUGGGAUAUCUAGGGGGUUUAGCAAUUGUCUGUUUUGUAGUUGCUUUCUUGGUAAGAAAUUUACCUGACACAUUUAAUGAAGGCAAAUUCAUUACCUUUAGCAUGUUAAUGUUUGUCAGUGUGUGGCUGUCCUUUAUACCUGCAUACCUGAGCACGCAGGGCAAAUACAUGGUUGCAGUGGAGAUAUUUGCAAUCUUAGCCUCAAGUGCAGGAUUACUCUGCUGUAUAUUUUUACCCAAAUGUUAUAUUAUUUUACUUCAACCUCAUAAAAAUACAAGGAAACAUUUAAUAGGUACAGUUUAGUAGCACAUUCUAAUACUAUAGAAAUAAUUGUAUUGUUAUAUUUCUAAAUAAGCAGUUGCAUUGUAAAAUGAUAUUUAUUUGACUAUGGUAACAAUUAACUCAUUCCCUUCAGUACAGCUUUUUUG